Penicillium brevicompactum is the source of this 294-nucleotide messenger RNA. RefSeq lists its product as uncharacterized. The record is from RefSeq and is a predicted model, not a curated record. Lineage: Eukaryota; Fungi; Ascomycota; Eurotiomycetes; Eurotiales; Aspergillaceae. The coding region runs from base 1 to 294 and encodes 97 amino acids. The transcript has 2 exons.
AUGUCCAUGCCAAGAACCGCCCCCACGUUAAAUCGUCUGUUUGAACCUCAACUUCACCCAACACAUAUCGUGAGAUCCUAUGGUGAAAAUACUCGGUUCCACCCUCCAGCCUUGAAGAUGUUGAGCUGGAUGAAAUCCCUCUUCGGCUACAAGGCCUUGCCGAAUGAGGACGAAUCCCCACAAGAUGACGAGAAACCAAAGCGGAGUAGAUCGCACAAGCGAUCACAUAGCAAACGGGUUCGAGACCGCGAACGCGAGCUACGCCGUGAAUAUACUGGACAGAAGGGUGAUUGA